Messenger RNA from Aspergillus melleus, 1328 nucleotides. RefSeq names its product DUF2461 domain-containing protein. The coding region runs from base 126 to 1328 and encodes 400 amino acids. The transcript has 9 exons. The record is from RefSeq and is a predicted model, not a curated record. NCBI's taxonomy places the organism in Eukaryota, Fungi, Ascomycota, Eurotiomycetes, Eurotiales, Aspergillaceae.
UCGCAUUUCAGUCAGCGUAGCUAUCUGUACUUGCUCCAACCGUGUCCUAGACAUCUGAACCUUUCCCCCUUUCUCUGCUAGACUGCCAGAGGAGAUACUAAGGGUCUUCCAACUUUCCCUUUGCCAUGCCUCGUCGAUCGUCUCGGGCCGCUCCCGCGUCGGCGCCAGCUCCAGCGCCGGCACCAAAAAGGCGCGCGUCUGGAAGGCUAUCCGCAGACUCCAAAAAUGAUCCCAAAAGGCAAAAGUCCGGGGAUACCACGACCAAGAAGCCCGUGAAGGCUACCGCCAAGACGAGCAAGUAUUUCCAAGAUGAUCCAGAGGAAUCGGAGAACGCCACGCCCACGGCUGGGAGUCUCAAAACAUCGAAAAGCGCAAAGAGCAGAAAAGGAAGCGCCAAAUCUCGGAAAGACGAUUCAGGCGAAGACAGCGGAAGCGACACAGUGUCAAAAGACAAGCAGCUGUGGAGAGAAGGAGUCACGACUGGCCUCGGGCCUGGAAAGGAAGUCUUCAUUAAGAAGCCCAAGGCCAAGGAUCCAGGAAACAUCCCAUAUGAAGAUCAUACUCUGCAUCCCAAUACCUUCGAAUUUCUGGAGACUUUGUCAGAGAACAAUGAGAGGACCUGGCUCAAAGCACACGAUGCGGACUAUCAGGCUGCAAGAAAAGACUGGGAAAGCUUCGUUGUAUCUCUUUCAGAGAAAAUCUCAGACGUCGAUAGCACAAUUCCCGAAUUGCCGGCUAAGGACCUGAUAUUUCGCAUUCACAGGGACGUCAGGUUCACCAAAGAUCCUACACCUUAUAAGCCUUACUUUUCAGCUGCUUGGUCUCGCACAGGUAAAAAGGGCCCUUAUGCCUCUUACUAUGUCCAUUGCCAGCCCGGAUCCUGCAUCAUCGGCGCAGGAAUGUGGCAGCCAGACGCCGACCAAUUGGCGCUUAUUCGAGAAGACAUCGAUCGCAAUUCGCACGGGCUGAAGGCCAUACUGAACGAGAAGAAUAUGCGCCGCGAAAUCUUUAACGGGGUACCUGAUGAUGAAGAGGAAGCCUUGAAGGCGUUUCUCGAUCAGAACAAAGAGACUGCUCUCAAGAUCAAACCUAAGGGAUACGAUGUGGACAACGAAAAUAUCAAAUUGCUUCGUCUACGCAAUUUCACUAUUUGCAAGUCUCUUGCCGACGAUGACUUUAGGAGCCCUGACGCACAGGCUAAAAUUGCGGCGCUCAUUGGUAUCGUUGAACCUUUUGUUACGUAUCUCAACGGCGUCGUCAUGCCGGAUGCUGUGGAUCCGGCGAACAAUUCUGAAAACGAAUCCUCGGACAACUCUACAUCGGAGUAG